This is a messenger RNA of Blepharisma stoltei, 478 nucleotides long. The record is from the annotation of a GenBank genome assembly. NCBI's taxonomy places the organism in Eukaryota, Ciliophora, Heterotrichea, Heterotrichida, Blepharismidae.
AUGAUAGAAUCAAAAAGUGAAAUCGAAACGUCUAAGAUUAGCUGAUUUUAUGAUGAUUCUUCAGAUCUAGUAGAAAUUAAUCUAGAAACUUUCGAUAAAACCAUUCACAGAUUUCUUCUUCCUGAAAAUAAUAUUGACGAAAGAAUUUCUAUUUGCCAAUUGCCUGAUAAUAAGCUAUUUUGCUAUGGGAACACAAUAGGAUGGGCAGAUUUGAGUGGAAUUACUUUUAUUAUCAAUGAAAAUUAUGAAGUUCAAGUUCUUCCUACAGGGACACCAAGCCUUGGAUGCUUUGGAACUUAUUAUAAAGAUUGUGUUUAUAUUUUUGGAUGCGAAUUCGUUGAGAGAUUUAAUCUAAUUAGAGAAUGCAUUUCUAUUUGCCCUUUGCCAGAAAAAUAAGCUAUUUUGCUUUGGAGUUAACAAUGAGAUAUUUACCCAAGUAUUUCUUUGAGAAUGGAUUAUUUAUCAAAUAAAAUCAUAA